Notolabrus celidotus (New Zealand spotty) is the source of this 3045-nucleotide messenger RNA. RefSeq names its product SH3 and cysteine rich domain (gene stac). Lineage: Eukaryota; Metazoa; Chordata; Actinopteri; Labriformes; Labridae. Gene Ontology annotation, cellular component: extrinsic component of cytoplasmic side of plasma membrane. The record is from RefSeq and is a predicted model, not a curated record. Gene Ontology annotation, molecular function: transmembrane transporter binding. Bases 456 to 1796 code for a protein of 446 amino acids. Gene Ontology annotation, biological process: positive regulation of protein localization to plasma membrane; positive regulation of voltage-gated calcium channel activity; skeletal muscle contraction. The transcript is spliced from 12 exons.
UCUGUGUCAUGUAUCUCCUCCUUCCACAUCCUUCCUUCUCUCUCUUAGUCCCCUUCAGCUCUCCGCCCCUCGGUGUAUUGGCAGUGAUUGGCGCGCGGCGCACAGCGUGGACUUGGAGGUGUCUUGGCAAAAUUACGCACAACGAAACGAGAAUCGCGGAAUCAUUCGAACAGGAUACUUGAUCGUUGAACCGGACUGGAUCCCAACUUCUGACUUCGAAAGCACUUCACUUUUCUGCCUCCAGAAUUUGUGCUCAUCUUUUCCUGCCUGCUCAUGAAAGUCAGUCUUCCCGAUCGCAGCAGCAGCAUUAUUGCGUCCGGAUGACUUUUCGUCCUUGUGUCCCCUGGUCGCGGUGGUUAUAAAGGAACAGAGAGGAUGUAAACAGCUGUGGAAGGGGAACGAACUCUGCGAAUCAACUGUUUUUUUUUUCUUUUGGAGAUCCCCAAAUCGAGAGGAUGAUCCCGCCGGCAAAUACGAUACAGGACGAAAGUGGGGGCAAAGAGGACGAACAGGAGCAGAAUGAAACACCAAAAUCCCCGACGGCGAACGCCAGUCAACAGGAAACCAAGAAUACUGUGAGGCCUGAACAACAAAAGCGCAAGCUGCAGAAACUCAAGCGGUCCCUGUCCUUUAAGACCAAGAGCAUCCGCAGCAAGAGCGCAGACAACUUCUUCCGAACAAGUAACGACACCAAGACAGAGCUGCUCUCAGAUGUGAGCAGCAGUACUGGCCAUCUCUGCAACAUCGGGAUGGCCCCGCCACACACCACCAACCUCCCCAUCCCUCCAGUCCCUCCGGCAAUCCCCAGUGCCCCCCCUCCCACAUCGCGCUCCCAGAUACGCAACCCCAUGCAGCUUGACUCAGCAGGACACUGCUUCAUGGAGCACAUCUUCAAGAAGCCCACCUUCUGUGACGUCUGCAACCACAUGAUCGUAGGUACGACAGCCAAACAUGUGGUGUUCCUGGCGGGAAACACAGCAAAGCAUGGCCUCCGCUGCAAAGCCUGCAAGAUGAGCCUGCACCAUAAAUGUGAGAACGGAGUGGGACAGCAGCGCUGCAUGGGCAAACUGCCAAAAGGCUUUCGGCGGUAUUACAGCUCUCCAUUACUGAUCCAAGAACAGUACGGCUGCAUCAAAGAAGUCAUGCCCAUCGCUUGUGGCAAUAAGGUUGACCCUGUGUAUGAGGCAUUGAGGUUUGGUACGUCCCUUGCACAGAAGGCAAAGAGGGCCAGCGGCUCUGAGUCCCCCCACAGAAACUCGACAAGCGACUUGGACAAGGUUCCAGAGGAAGUGGUGGCUCACAGCAGUAGACAGGAGCUGUCCAGAAAACACAGUGAUGACGUUUUCACAGUCAUAGAGAAUGGGACAGAGCACUACAACCAGCCAGAGGGAAAACCUGACGAUUUGCCGUUGGAGCACAGCCAGCUACAACAAGAUGUCCUCAAGCUCAACACCUAUGUGGCCUUGCACAACUUCACUCCCCAAGACAGCCAUGAUCUGGAGAUGAGUGCAGGAGACAGAAUCUUACUAGUGGAUGACUCCAAUGAUGACUGGUGGAAAGGAGUAAUUGAGGACAGGAUCGGUUUCUUCCCAGCAGCCUUUGCUCAUCAGGUGCGGGUUGAGGACCAAGUGUUCAGAUGUAACAGGACAUUUAUCGGCUGUAAGGAACAAGGCCAGAUCACCCUGAAGGAGGGACAGAUUUGUGUGGGCAGCGAGGGUGAACAUGGUGGCUUCAUUAAAGUGGAGAGUGGAAAGAAGAGAGGCUUCGUGCCCUGCGACGUUCUAGAAAUCGUCUGAGACAAACACUCGAAGGGAUAAAGAGAGGAAGAGAGUGAGGAGAGGAAGAAUCUGCCACCUAAAGGUCAGACGAGGAGAGCUCUGAACCUACAAAAGGCUAUGAGAAAACACUGAGGGGGUCACCUCAUUGGAGUUUGAAUUUUACUGUGAUGCUAAUUUUGUCACGUUGCUGCAGUUGAGAGUCUCAGUACCUUCCUCACUUCAUCUUAACACAGAGAGAGAGAGAGAGAGAGAGAGAGAGAGAGAGGCUGAGACUGUUAGGGGACCUCUGUUUCACUGGAUUUGUUUUUAUUUAUAUAGAUGAUCAUAUUUUAUGUUUCCUUUUAGUUUAUUCUGCAACAAGCUGUUUUUUGGGGGCUAGGACUCCCGGCUAGCUGUCCUACUGAAAGAAAAGGCGCUGAACACCCACGACAAUGAUUACUUUUUAAAGUUUUAGUGCAUAUAAUUUAAUUACUUCUAUAAUACAUACGUUUCUCAUGCUUUACAAUGACAUUUUCAGGCAAAAUCUGUUCAUUUGUUGUCCUAUGACAGAACCAAACCCCAGGAGAGAAAGCUUGUCAGCUGCAGCAGUGAGCUCUGGAGGAGUAUUUUCAGUGGAGUUCAGCAAAAUUAAAAAAUUUGAGAGAUUCUCAGCAGUCUUCCAGAAAUACAUCCUAAUCCUCCCCAGGUUUAGAGGGUUGCAUGCAGUCUGGGAUUAUAUGAAAAUGGUUAUAUACAUUUUUUUUCAUUAUCAUCCAAAUCAGAAACUAUUAAAACCUGUGUUUUAGUAGAUACAAACUUAUUAUCUACCAAAUUCAACAUUGUUUCAAUGUUUCAGAAUCAGUUAGACUUUUCUUAUUAGGUCUCAAACCUUUUUUUUUUUCUUUGUCUUUAGUUGUUUAUUCAAAUAUUUCAGAAGAUAAAGAGCAGCUAAGACCUGGGAUCAGAGCUUGUGAUCUGAUGAAACAACGUGAACACACGUUGCCCUCUGUGGUGAUGAACUUUGUAGGAAAAGGAGGCAUUCUAGUUUGUGUUAACUUUAAAUGUGGUCACUUUAAUGUGGUUUUCCUCUUUCUCAGCACAGAUGGUUUUGGCUGGAACUCCAGGUCCAGGAAGUAUGCAAGUGCAUUAAUGGAAAGGUGUUACAUUAUAGUAGAUAUAUCUCUGAAAAGUUGCUCUGCACUGAAAACUUGGCUUUUUUAAAUUGUCAAUAAAUAGUAUAUACUGUAGAUACUGUACAUACAAGAUUAAAGUUUCUUCUUUAUCACAA